This is a messenger RNA of Boleophthalmus pectinirostris (great blue-spotted mudskipper), 3457 nucleotides long. It is a transcript of the gene prkcz, whose product is annotated as protein kinase C, zeta. Lineage: Eukaryota; Metazoa; Chordata; Actinopteri; Gobiiformes; Gobiidae. The transcript has 17 exons. Gene Ontology annotation, molecular function: ATP binding; protein serine/threonine kinase activity; protein binding. The record is from RefSeq and is a predicted model, not a curated record. The coding region runs from base 141 to 1997 and encodes 618 amino acids. Gene Ontology annotation, biological process: protein phosphorylation.
AAUUGUUCUCUUGUGCUGUGUGCAUCUGACAGUUGUGGUACAGGACCACACAGUGUGACCGAGUAGUAGUAUUUGUAGUAGUAUUACAUGUCCUCUUGUGUUCCAUGUGUAUCUGACUCUUGUAUGUGUUUGGCAGAGACAUGCUGAUCACUGAGCUGGACUCCUCCCUCUCUUUCGCUCAGCUGUGUGCAGAGGUGCGCAGUAUGUGCAGCCUGGCCCCACAGCGCCCCCUAACGCUCAAAUGGAUCGACGAUGAAGGAGACCCGUGCACCGUCUCCUCUCAGAUGGAGUGGGACGAGGCCUAUCGCAUCCACAGUCGCUCCAAGAGAACUGGACUCCAGCUACACGUGUUCCCCAGUGUUCCAGAGAAACCUGGUCUGCCCUGCCCCGGAGAGGACAAGUCCAUCUACCGGCGCGGAGCUCGGAGAUGGAGGAAGCUGUACCACGUGCACGGACAUCUCUUCCAGGCCAAGCGCUUUAACAGGAAGGCUUCGUGUGCCCACUGCGCUGAGAGGAUAUGGGGGCUGACCGCUCAAGGCUACAAGUGUAUCAGCUGCAGACUGCUGCUGCAUAAGCGCUGCCACCGACUCUACUCCCAGACCUGCCCCGGGCGCAUGGAUCCAGGCAUGCCCUCUCCUGCAGACUCUAGGGCCGAGGAGGAGGACGUCCCCCCAGAGCACAUGGACGGCAGAGAUGGAAUCUCGUUUAUACCACACAACUGCACCGUGGACAAAACGGAGGACCAGCACACUCAGGAGCUCUCAGCAGUGGUGGAUGGUAUCGAUGGCAUUAAGCUGUCCCCCGGUCUGUCCCCUGGUCUGUCUCCUGGGCUGUCCCCCGGUCUGUCUCCUGGUCUUUCCCCUGGUCUCUCUCCAGCCCUGUCCCCUGGUCUUUCCCCUGGCCUCUCUCCGGGACUGUCCCAGAGCCUGUCUCAGAGCCUGUCUCCGGGGGUGUCUCUCGGGCUGGCGGACUUUGAGCUGGUGCGGGUGAUCGGGAGGGGGAGCUACGCCAAAGUCCUGCUGGUGCGACUGAAGAAGGACGAGCAGCUGUACGCCAUGAAGGUGGUGAAGAAGGAGCUGGUGCAUGAUGAUGAGGACAUCGACUGGGUGCAGACGGAGAAGCACGUGUUUGAGCAGGCCUCCACAAACCCUUUCCUAGUGGGACUGCACUCCUGCUUCCAGACGCCCAGCAGGUUGUUCCUCGUCAUAGAGUAUGUGAAUGGAGGAGACCUGAUGUUCCACAUGCAGCGGCAGAGGAAACUUCCAGAAGAACAUGCCAGGUUCUACGCUGCAGAGAUCUGUAUAGCGUUGAACUUCCUGCAUGAGAAGGGCAUCAUCUACCGUGACCUGAAGCUGGACAACGUUCUUCUGGACCACGACGGCCACAUCAAGCUCACAGACUAUGGCAUGUGCAAGGAAGGUAUCCAGCCUGGAGACACCACCAGUACGUUCUGUGGAACUCCAAACUACAUCGCCCCUGAGAUCCUGCGAGGAGAGGACUAUGGCUUCAGUGUGGACUGGUGGGCUCUGGGCGUGCUCAUGUUUGAGAUGAUGGCCGGCCGCUCUCCGUUCGACAUCAUCACAGAUAAUCCCGACAUGAACACAGAGGAGUACCUGUUUCAGGUGAUCCUUGAGAAGCCCAUUCGGAUCCCAAGGUCUCUGUCGGUGAAGGCGGCCAGCGUGCUCAAGGGCUUCCUCAACAAGGAUCCCAAGGAGCGGCUGGGGUGCCAGGUUCAGACGGGCUACACAGACAUCAAGUCACACACGUUCUUCCGCAGUAUAGACUGGGACCAGCUGGAGAAGAAGCAGGUGACUCCGCCCUUCGUCCCUCAGAUCUCAGAUGAGCUGGGCCUGGAGAACUUUGACACUCAGUUCACUAAUGAGCCCGUGCAGCUGACGCCUGACGACCAGGACAUCAUCAAGAGAAUAGACCAGUCUGAGUUCGAGGGCUUCGACUACAUCAACCCUCUGCUGAUGUCCUCGGAGGAGACGGUCUGAAGACUGUCCCCCAUGUCCACACGUGUCCCCCCCAGCCUCCUGGACUCUGCUGGACCUGCCUGGAGCACGUCUUUAGGGUGAGACUGUGGACACUGUACCCAGAGGGAGGCUGGGGUCCAGGGGAUCUUUGUCCCAUAUGUCCCAGACUUUGAAGGACAGAGCUGGACACCCAUCACAUCCUGAACAUCGCCUGCACUUUUCAGUUCACUGCGUUUUCUAUUUUGUCCUGGUCCACACAAUAAGAAUGUACUCUAGUUAUAAAUGUGUAAUUUAAAUGAUGGUUAAUGACGAGUGAAAUGAAUGAUGCCUUUUCAUCGAUGCUCACACAUGUCUGUUUUUAGAUUUUCAUUUUUUAAAUAUUGUUGAGCGAUUUUAAAUGUCAGUGGGAUUUUUAAUUUAAGAAGUGCCUCCAGUGUGUUUGUUCCUGCGUUGGGACACCAGCGGGUCCAUGGAGGUUUGAGGAGCUGUCCCAGAGGAGAGCCAGCUGACCUGAGCACAGUCCUGCCGUAUUACUCCACACCUCAUCACUGCUCCAGCCCCGUGUCCACUGCUGCCCAGGGAAAAAGGACAAAUGCUAUCAAACUGUCUCCCCAGAAUCUAUUGCUAGCUCGGAGGCAAUGUCCAUGAUAAGUGGAAGUGAAAGGUCCCAUGUUAUGAGCUAUUCUGGCUUUAAGAACUAUUUUUUACUGUUCGAAAUAAUGUUUAGAAAAUAAGAAUAUAACAUUAAAGCAGACCUUUUCUGCAAAAUCAGCUUUUCAGAGCUUUUAACCAUGUUAUAGUUGUUUCCUUCUCGUUUACCCAUUGUAUUUGUAAUAAUUCGUGCACAUUUGAGCAACCUUCAAUCACUUAUUUUCAAGAUGCCAUAUUGCCAAUUGUCAAUCCUCGUUUUCACCGCCUUGGAUACAUGCCCGCUGCUAUUUACUUACUUCUUCUCCAAUUAAAUAUUUUUAAAAUCGGUGACACAUGUAGGAUUUGGCAGCAUUUCAUUGUCAUUUUUGCACAAAUGUAAAAGAAUCCACUGCUCUCUAGCGUGAUGUGCAGCGCACAUAGGAGGGGCCCACAGCAUGUGGCGCUUUGCUGUCAUGACAUUUACGGCCAUGUCAGCUCCACUGGACACCACAGUUAAAUGCAGAAGUCAGUGAACUUGUUUCUUUUAUAAAGUUGUUUUAGAUCCAUAUUAUGCUUUAAAAUGUCCAAAUUAUAACAUAAUGAUAAACGCUCUAGCAGACACAAGCACAAUGUCAUCUUUAAGCAUGAUAUUGUAACAUCAGAGGUGGAGGGUAGCUAAAAUUUGUACUCAAGUAAGAGUACUGUUACCUACUGAGGGGCAAAGUGAUCGAAGAAAUGAAUCGGGUAAAAAAAUAACUGUAAGCAUAACUGUCUUUAUGUAAUAUCUAUUUAAAUGUCACUUUUUUGGCUAAAAAUAUACUAAAAUAUAAGUUGUUUUUUUUCUUUCAUAA